UACUACUCUCUCCCUGCUGCUGCUGCUGCUGCUACUACUGCAUAAGAGCAACAAGCUCCCAGAAAGCUAGAAUUAUUUUAGCCCCCCCUAUCCCCCACAAUCCAAAGGCCACAAGAAACAAAGAGCUGGGAGAGAAAAAGGAGAAGCAGACAGAGAAGGCGAAUAGAGGCUGAGGGAUUUUUUUUUAAAAAAAAUAAAUAAAAAAAAAAAAGAAACGACCUCUUUCUCCAAGUCUUUGCUUGUGCUCUUUGUGUCCAUCGUUUCCAAAAACCAAAACCCGUCAGCAGGAGAAAAGAGAGAGGACCGGCGCCGGAAGACCAGAGGGAUCGCCGGUUCGUGGCAUGGACGGCCCCGAGGCCCACCAAUUCCGGCAACCGCCGGUGGUUUCCUCUUGUUAAAUGCCCGGCCAUCGCUCCCUCCACCGAAGUGGCGCCCGACCUCGCAGACGUCGACGAUGGAAGACGCCAGAUAACAACGAUACAUAGAUAGAUUGAUACCAAUAUCAAGAACAAUAGCAGCAGGAAGAAAAUAAGAUAAAGCUAGUUUGGUUUGGAAUCUCUUCUUCUUGUUCUUGUUCUUCUUGUUGUUCUCUAGCGUAAGGAGCGGAAGAAGUUGGAGCAGUGCAAAGAGUUUGAUAAAGAGAGGGAGGAUCCGAUCUUCUUGUUUUGGUAGUGUUCAUGGCGACAGCGAAUGCCUCUACUUCGGCGGCAGCGGCGGUGAUGGACCCGACUGCGACGACGGCGGCGGAGGAAGCGACGGCGAGGGCGGUGCACAAGAGGUACGAGGGGUUGAUGACGGUGCGGACGAAGGCGAUCAAGGGGAAGGGGGCGUGGUACUGGGCCCACCUGGAGCCCAUGCUCCAGAGCUCCGACACCGGCCUUCCCAAAGCCGUCAAGCUCCGCUGCUCCCUCUGCGACGCCGUCUUCUCCGCCUCCAACCCCUCCCGCACCGCCUCCGAGCACCUCAAGCGCGGCACAUGCCCCAAUUUCACCUCCCCCUCCGCCGCAGGCCCCGCUGUCCCUGCCCUUCCCUCCCCGCCCCCGAAGCCCAUCUCCUCCAUCGCCCCCUGCUCCUCCGCCGGCCACCACCAUCACAACAGCCGCAAGCGCUCCUCCGCCGCCGCCAACCCUCCGCCGGGCCUCUCCUCCUACCACCACCAUCUCCACGCUUCCUCUCUCGCCCUCAUCGACCCAUCCCGCUUCUCCUCCCCCACCGCCGCCUCCGCUGGCGGCGACGUCGUCGUGUACCCCUCUUCCACCACUCCGCCUCCGCCGCACCACCUGGUCCUCUCCGGCGGGAAGGAGGACCUGGGGGCUCUGGCGAUGCUGGAGGACAGCGUGAAGAAGCUCAAGAGUCCCAAGACCUCCCCCGGGCCUGCCCUCACCAAGGCCCAGGUCGACUCCGCCCUCUCCCUCCUCUCCGACUGGUUCUACGAGUCCUGCGGCGCUGUCUCCCUCUCCUCCGCCGAGCACCCCAAGUUCCGCUCCUUCCUUCACCACAUCGGCCUACCCCCGCUCUCCCGUCGCGACCUCGCCGGCCCCCGCCUCGACGCCCGCUUCGACGAGGCCCGCGCCGACGCCGACGCCCGCAUCCGCGACGCCCUCUUCUUCCAGCUCUCCUCCGACGGCUGGCGCCCCCGCGACCCCACCACCACCUCCGCCUCGUCCUCCUCCUCCUCCUCCUCCUCCUCCUCCUCCUCCGACGCCCUCGUCAGCCUCUCUGUCAACCUCCCCAACGGCACCUCCGUCUUCCACCGCGCCGUCCUCACCCACGGCGGCGCCCCCUCCAAGUACGCCGAGGAGGUCCUCUGGGACACCGUCGCCGACGUCUGCGGCAUCUCCGUCCAGCGCUGCGCCGGCAUCGUCGCCGACCGCUUCAAGUCCACCGCGCUGCGCAACCUCGAGAGCCAGCACCCCUGGAUGGUCAACCUCUGCUGCCAGCUCCAGGGCUUCCACAGCCUCAUCAAGGACUUCGCCCGCGAGCUCCCUCUCUUCCACUCCGUCUCCUUCAACUGCUGCAAGCUCGCCACCUUCUUCAACACCAAGAACCAGGCCAGAGGCAUCUUCCACAAGUACCUGCUCCAGGAGCUCGAUCAUGCGUUCCUCCUCCAUGUCCCCCCCUCAUUCAACUCUUCCGCGGACAGCGGCAGCCACGGCAGGGAGAUUGUACGUAAUUUUGCGGCCGUCUUUGCAAUGCUCGAGGACAUCAUGGCCUCUGCCCGGGCGCUCCAAUUGGCCGUCCUUGACGAGUCCUUCAAGCUACUCUGCCUUGAGGACUCAACAGCGCGAGAAUUGGGGGAGAUGAUCCGGGACAUGGGGUUCUGGGGCGAUUUGGACGCCGCAUACUCGCUCGUUAAGUUGGUCAAGGACAUGGCUCAGGAAAUGGAGGCCGAGAGGCCGCUUGUUGGGCAAUGCCUCCCGCUGUGGAACGAGCUGAGAGCGAAGGUGAAGGACUGGUGCAGCAAAUUCAGCAUCGAGGAAGGGCCUGUGAAGAAGGUGGUCGACAAAAGGUUCGAGAAGAACUACCAUCCUGCUUGGUCCGCGGCAUUCAUAUUGGAUCCAUUGUAUUUGAUCAAGGACUCCAGUGGGAAGUACCUCCCGCCAUUCAAAUGCUUGACGCCGGAGCAUGAGAAGGAUGUGGACAGGCUGAUCACGAGGAUGGUUUCCCGGGAGGAAGCCCACAUUUCAUUGAUGGAGCUCAUGAAGUGGAGGGCAGAGGGGUUGGAUCCUCUCUAUGCGCAGGCAGUGCAGGUGAAGAAGCUCGAUCCAGCCACGGGGAAGAUGAAGAUUGCGAACCCACAGAGCAGCCGGCUCGUGUGGGAGACGCACCUCAGCGAGUUCAAAUCACUAGGGAAGGUGGCUGUGCGGCUCAUCUUCCUUCACGCCACCUCGUGUGGGUACAAGUGCAGCCUGCCGCUGCUGCGAUGGGUGUGCACGCAUGGCCGCUCGAGAGUGGGUAUGGAUCGAGCUCAGAAGCUGGUGUUCGUCGCAGCCCAUGCAAGGCUAGAAAGGAGGGAUUUUUCGAAUGAGGAGAAGGAUGCAGAGCUCUUCGAUGAUGGGGAGGAUGAUGUGCUAAAUGAGUCCGCCUUUGCUGCGGAUGCCUCAUCAGUGUAACAUUUUCAUUUGAUUUUUUUUCCUCUUUUUCCUGCCUUUUGUAGAAUUGGAUUUGUAGGAAUUGGCGGAUUUUUUUCUACAAAUUCUUCGCUGCACCCAUGUUGUUGUCCUUACUUGCUAGAUGUUGGUGAGGAAGGGGUUGAGGGCAUGAGAGGGACAUGAUCGAUUCGUUACGAAUGCAGCAUCUCUUGCCUGGGCAUAUGAUAAUGUGAGGGUUGUUGAGUUGACAAAGGGAAGUCUUCUUGUUUAUGACAGAAUUGGAAUUGAUGAAGAAACAAGAACAAGAAGAAUGAAUGUAACAUUUGGUUAUUGAGAAAUAAUAUUGAUAUGAAGUUGGAGCAACCGGCAUCAAUUUGAUUCUUCUCAUUGUUUCUUGUUGCUUCCUUGCCUAGUUCGAUCCCGAGGAAUCAACUUACUGCAAUACCAUGUGCGUUAUGUAUGAAUGUUCAUUUGCUGCAUUGAUUGAUUCAAGAACUAUUUUGUCAUCUUGAAACAAUAUGUUGUUUCUGUUUCAUGAAUAUCUUCUCCAUGGAGCCAUCA
Molecule: messenger RNA, 3653 nt
Organism: Phoenix dactylifera (date palm)
Lineage: Eukaryota; Viridiplantae; Streptophyta; Magnoliopsida; Arecales; Arecaceae
Source: RefSeq, a predicted model, not a curated record